AUGGCUUCAUUCUUUCAGCCUGGGUUACAGGACCCAGUCCUAGAUGAAUGCGAAAGCUCAUCGCCCUAUCAGAUAUACUGCAAUAGUAUUCUGCCUUCGGCUUUGAGGUUUAGGAGCCUGUACCAACUAGUUAUUCUAGUUCUUGGGGCUACCUGCGUCAUCGUUCCUCUUGUUCUUUACUUGAUACACCGUCUCUAUGAGAGACGAUUCUUUUAUUUGCUGUCGAGGCGAGGAGCGUCUAAUACGAGCUCCAAGCCUCUGUCAAGUCCGAGUGCCAGGCAUCUUGUACCAUCUGCCAAGGGAGCGCGAUUCGCUAAGCAUUAUGGCUCUCAUGUCCCCCAGCUCACACCAAGCCUUCUCAAGCGACCAAGCACCCCCUCAUUCCGUUCCACAAAAUCAUUCUGUCUUAUUUCCGACUCUGAAACUUCAACGAUCCAAGAGCCAGUGCCAAGCUAUGAUCUCGUUAUCAUCCCUGUCACUAUGGGUGAUGGCCCUGGAAGUGCCGCUGCAGACUCAUACUCCAUCAACUCGCAUCGCUCAAUACUGAAUGAUAUACCGGCCAAGAUGACACUUGCACACAUCAAGAUGGAGGACUUUGGGCAUGAAGACUCUCAGCUUACCGAAUCAGCACAAUCCUUGGCACUACUCCAGACAUUGAACGAUUGGGCUGGAUUUGCACUGGAGUGUACCUCUACCGGAAGAACUGACCAGACGAACUAUCUACUGGCCUGUCUUGCAAGUCUCGAGGUGCCUGUCAUCCUUCAAUGCCACCACGACUGUGAAGCCAUCGACCAGCUCGACCUGUCUCUGGCCUCAGGCGUUAUUAUCGAGAACGCAUGUAUUCUUUCCAACGGUCAACGGCGCGACUACUUCAAGGCAAGAAGGCUCAGGGAUACCAUGUCUCGGUGCAGUGUGCAGCGCGACAAGCGACCGGAUUUCUUUGUCGGAUUUCUGGAUCGAUGGGUAACGCGACCUAAGCCAUCUGUCGUCCGACGUGCUGCCAAGGUAGCCCAGCACUUCGAUGCGGUCAUGGAGCACGGCUCUGCUAUGAAUCCCAAGGCAUAUCCUCUAGAGAGCGCGACAAAGACGAUGAGUGCUUUCGAGUAUCUACGACGAGCAGAAAUGAUUGAGGUGCAGAAGUGUUGGAUGUCUGGGGAGCGCAACAUCGAUGUUUCCAACCCUUCCGAGAAUCCCAACGUGUCAAAGCUCCCUUUGGACAUCCUGGGCUCCAUCAUUCCAGAAGCCCCAAAGCUUCUGGCUCAUUCUGAUGAGUCAUCAAACGCAGCGUCUACGAAGGAUAGUUGUCAGGCUCUCGAUAGUUUGCCAAAACCGUCACAUAGCACGCCGCGGAGAACCAAUGUUUGGGAUUACGGUAAUGGUAAUAUACAGCUUUCAUCUCGAGGCUGCUUCCCCCUUACUUGCGAGCCAACUGCGGAACACUUUGAUGCUGUGGUGCGGACCCAAGCUCAUCUGCAAACUCUCGACAUGCUGCAGGAUCUCGAGGGCGUCGACAAACAACGACUUCUCAAGUCGCUUCAACAUCUGAUGGAUCACGAGGGGCAACAUGAUUCUAUGAGAAGCAUGAUUCAGGAACUUGUCGACGGACUGCUCGCUCGAGAAAUCCAAGUAUUCAAGGGCCUCAAAACUGGCUUCCAGAUUCCUCGUGCGGAUGUCAGCUUUUGGGGUGUGUCAAAGGAUAAGCAAGUCGCACAGGGGCAUGUCACGGACAUAUACAUCUCUUUGUCGUCGCCUUGUGAUACCGCCGUGAUUUUGCAUACCUGGCUUGCGCAUAAGGGAGUUGGACGCGAAAAAAGGUUCGAGGAAGAACUGCAACUCGAGCGACAGAAUUCUGGUCAAGCUGGAGCCCGCGUCCCUACCACCAUCCGAGAAUCCAUCCAGGGAGCAACGUACGCCGAGCUUUUGUCUCUCACCCACAAAAUCGGAACCACUCAUACCAAGGAUACUAUACUCGGCGCAACGCAGUCACUGUGCCGUGCUAUGCUCAUCGAGGAAACUACACGUGCGGCUUGGAAAAGAAGCUCUGCAUUAGCUGCCCUUGAUGACUCGUUAAGUAUGAGGCAGCUAUUGGAACAGCGACUUGGGUACUUGGUAGAACAAGGCGCCAAGAGACUUCCUAGUCUUGACAACCUUUGUCAUCUAUAUACAUCGACACAAGUUCUUGCAGACGACGCAUUUCUUUCUGGCGACAAACGUGUGCUGAGACAGCUAACGCAAGUUCUUCAAUCGUGUCUCAAACCUCAGCAAGGAGAUUCCUGCAUGGACGUCAACGCGGAUCUAUUUUCACUCAUUGCCUUCACUGUCCUGCGUAGGGCGGCGUUUGAGGACGUGUACAUGGAAACCACAGAUCGAUGCCCACUCUUCCUCUCCCAACCAGAUCAAGCAGCUGUCUUCUCCGAACUCUGGAUUCUAGGAUCCCAGUGUGAGAUCUACUUCGACCUUUUCCCUCGCGAUAUCGGAAACAUCAUUUACAACCGCUACCGUCUUUUUCUUGCCGCUGAUCCUCCACCUGAAGACUACAGAAGAGGCAACGAGAUCAUGACCAUGUAUCCAACUUCGGACGAAGCACCACCAGACAGCAAAGACAGUGCUGAUCCUUUCAAGCUUACAACGCACGAGAGGAUGCAGCUCUGGAAGAAGAGAUUUGCGGAAGCAGGCGCUAUGUCGAUAUUCUGUCUCCCUGCAAUUGUCGACGUGACCAUGCUUACACUCCUUGGCCGCGGAUGCUUCAUGACGGCUUUUAUGGAUCCGGACCAUCUGGAAGUAGCUGGAUAUGCUCUUCUCGCGUCCAUGCUGCUGACGGCUGGUGUGACGGGCUGGGUUGGCAGCGUGGGCCAUUUUUACAUGGCUCACUAUGCCUACGACAACAUGAUCUACUUUCACGUGCAGAGACUAUCAGGUGGCUUUGUCAUAACACUGGCUAUAGCUAUAUGUGGGAUUAUUGGCUUCUCCAUACAAAGGUCUGUCAGCGCAGGUUUUGUAUUUGUCGCUUACGUCGUCUGUAUCGCCACUUACUUCAACGUUCUGGGCGUUAUGAGUACAAUGCAUCUACACGAAGCACCCUUGGCAUCUGGACGAAAGGUGAUACUGCAGACCUUGCCCAUCCUUCUGCUGUCUCCGCUCAUAUCGACGUUUGUCAAUGGCCAUGACUUGGAGAUUUAUCUACUUGUCAUGUACGCCUUCCUUGUAAUUCUUCUGUUACGUUACAGACGUCUUUGUCAGCAAUGGUCGGGCUGGAUGGAGAAUAUUCCCAAGUUCAUGGAGAAAGACGUCUUGGAAUGGUUCACGAUGAGAACUGUCGGAGAGUCAGGUCAAGAGUCUGAAAAGGCAACGGACAGCGACAUGGCACGGAUAGCAUUCACAGCAGCAGUCGCCGCGUGUACCCGACGAACCGACGAAGCAAAGUCGUCAGGCUUUAUGUCCGACACUUUGGUCCGUCGCGUGUCAGAGGGAAUGCCUUACAUAGAAUGGCUUCUCAAGAAAACGGCUGGCGGCAAAGCGCCUCCGACAAAGUUCACGACUGCAUGGUUCACCCAGCUGACUGAAGCCGUCAGUCAACAACAACAGCUGAGGCGCGGCCUCAAGGAGCACAGUUCAUUUAUCCUAUUUCGUCACGCACGACAUGACAUUGGUCAAAACCUUGGCCUUUUCCUCAUCGCACUGAUGGAUCGCUGGAUCAUGAUGGUCAUGAGCGCUCGACAGCCGUAUCCCAGCAUGUAUACCGACAGCCGCAGCAGGUACGGUAUCUGGCUCGCUAUUGUGUACUUCUGCCUCUCUGCCAUGAUCCUAGAUGCGACGCUACAGAAGUACUGGAGUCACCGUUAUGAAGUGUCCAAUGAGAAAAUGUCGGGACUAGCAGACGCUGAGCGCAUUGAAAGAGAGGCCGAACGCAGACGCCGAGACUCUCUUAUACAAGCAAUCACAGAUGUCUUUUCGAAACUUACUGUCGUCUUUGGUUGCACGACCAUUCUUCUCUGGCUUCUGGUGGAAAGCACCGAGACCAUGAUCAUCUACUUCAUGUACGUGUUUGGCUACUCGAGCGCUAUCCUGUUCCAAUUCAACCGCUGUUUUACUACAAACAUUGGGUCGCAUGUUACUGCAAUGAUGACCUCUGCGGCAGUGGGAUUUGCAGUUGGCUGUUUUUUACACGCUAUCCCAGCAACUGCAGGAUUCCUGUACACAGAUGUCUUGUCGCAGAAUCUGGCUGCUUUCUUGGCUGCUCUAGCAACAUCUUAUUUCGCGUGGAGAGACGAGACUAAGACUGAUGUCUUGGCGUCCCUGAAUGAUGAGGAUGAGGGACAGACCCUCAUUACACGGAGCAAGCUCAAUACUGAAGGUGCCGACGAAAUGGAAGUAACUGCAAAUGUUGUUUCUGACUUGGUUGUCAGUUCCACUAUCCAACAUGGCAAUGGGUCUGGUGUAUCUGACCAACUGGAGAAGCUUUUGCAGCUCACCUUACAGGAUCCCAGCCAUCACGCCAGCUCUGUCGAAUGGUCGGAUAGUCUCAUUCGCAGGGCGAUGAAUAUGUGGCAGACACAGCAAGCCGUCGUCACAAUAUCCACUAGCGAGUCCUUCUAUGACAAUGGCCUUGACAAAAUAUCUUCUCUCAGUUACACCAGGUCUGGAGUUUUGCACAUUGUCAUUGGCCAACUUGGUGGGACAGACAGCAUGCUUCCUGCCUGGCAGCCAAUUGUUGCUGCCAUAGCUUGCGAAGCAUUGCUGCACCACGUGGCCCGGUCGGAGAUGAAUUUGUCUCAAAUGCAAGCUGUGCAGUCUGAACAUUUUGCUCAUGGCACUGAGUCCCUGUGCAAGCGUUACCAGUUGGAGCUCGCGUCUCAAGACCAUCACAGCUCGCGACGUCUUCUGUUACAAACGGAAGUAAGGAUGAUGGAGCUUCUUUGUCUGGACGUUGAUGUCAAUUCCGGGUGGAGCGACCUUCCGCAGUUUGUCCGAGAAAUGAUCCUUGAUCGUGUUUGUGGGAGUAAGCACUCGGUGUCAGCUGCAGGUCGUCAAUGGGUCACCAAUCAAGGUAUUGACAUUCGGAACAUCGACUUUCACUUGAGGCUCGCACUUGACAUACACAAGCAAUGCGAGGACAUUUCCCGAAGACCUGUUGGAGCUUCAUCAGCGCACGAGAAGAGCCCUGCCUUUGCUGAGCUUAGGGUCACCGCUCCAGCAUCUCCCCAGAAGCAACAGUCCGUACGCGCUUCCCUCAAGUGGCUCAGCCUGGCUAGCUCUUCAAUCAUCAAGUGGAUCGCUAUAGUCACUGGAGGUGGUUCCAACAUUGAGAGGGAAUUAUCAUACCUCUUAGGUGAGACUCCUCUUAACAGCUUGUUACUAUGGAUUAUUCUGCUUUUGUGGAGGGCCUGUCGUUCCAUGGCGAAUCUUUGGAUUUACUGGUUCAUCAUUCAUAACAAACCUGCCCUCGUCAACAUCGCUCGUCUGGCUAAGAAGGGAGAGCGACGGAAGAUCAAACUCAACAGGGGCGCUGUCGUAGUUGAGCAACCACGAGAAACUUUGACUGGAUUCGCAUCUCACGGAGACGAAAGCUAUAUGACUCUCACGUUCCACAAAGGUCUACUCAAAGAGCGACCACAAGGACAAUCCCCUGCCUUCUUUGCAACCUAUGAUCAACAUAGUCGUCUACAGACUAGAGUCGAACAGGGACACUCGCGAACUGCAACCUACACUUAUGCCGAGCACACAAUGUCUCGCCAGCCUGUCAUCGUUGAGGCCACGAAGGAUGGUGUUCUCACCUUCGGAUACUACGACCAGUAUGGAAGGAUAAGCAGAGGAACGAUUUCAACUGGUUCUGAGAACAUUGGCUUCCAGUACCACUACCGUCUUCGACCCAAAGGCAACGCUGAUCUACUGCGGGCCGACUACACUCCGACGGGCUCUUCAAGUGGAAACUUAUUUUCCGUGUUCUGGGGCAAGCCGGUUGAUCCAGAGCGCUACGACUGGGUUCCGUCCAAGUUUGUCCAUCGUAUCGUUCAGCGCAUUGACGGCAAGGUGUACAUCACUGAGUACGACUACCAGCAUCGUCGCGACCCUGUAGUCGUUUCACACAUGCAGGGUGAUGACGGUAGCAAGACUGCGAUUGCCAAGCGACCGCAACUUUUCGAAGCAGAAGAACAACUUCUAGUCCGUCCCGAGAAUCUAUCUUUUGACUCAGAAGAUGUUCUACACCACUACAGCAUCACACAGGUGAAGCAGCUGCGUCGUAAGGCAAGCAACGCGCCAACGUGGUCGACCUACUUGAACCCCGUUUUCUGGCUCGCGCAGUGGAACCGACGUGUCUACAAGCGUGUACCGACGUGGCGUGUGCGCACCGAACUGUGGAACCAUUGGAAGAGCAACAACAGUCUUGACGCUUCCACGGCUUGCUGGGUUGAUGAAGUCAUCCUCAGAGAGGAACCGUCGCUCCGGAAGUAUUGGAAAGCUCGAGAUUCGGGGCGACUCGACAAAGCCCGCCAGGCACUUGAUGACAACAUCAACCAGAUAGUCUCGGCGAUUGACAUGCAGACGGACGUGGCCGAGGUCACUUUGCUAGCCAUCAAGACGGCGGAUCUCUACGCCAUGGGUCUCGGAAACGACGCAAACCCAAUCACUACCCAGCCACAAAACUGCUACAACGAUACCGACAGUCGGAUCUCGGUCAUCUUCAACGACAUCGGCUGUUGGCCUAUCUCGCCUGGUGGUGUGUCGAAUUGCCGACGUGACUUGGUCAACGGCCACAGCACCAUUAGGAACCACGUGCUGGCUGAGUGCGCAAACGACUUCGGUAUACCACGCUUCCAGGUUGAGAAGAAUGUCCAGUCUAUGAAGUUACUUCCUCUUUGGGGUCUUGAUGGUAAUACCGCCAAUCACGGCGUCAUUGACAACUUGCUCGAGUCACAAGUUGACGAGAAGAUUGCUGCAACCGAUAUCCAGGACGACGUGGUGGGGACUUUUGUGCCCCUUCUCACCGAGUUUGUCAAAGGUGCUAGGACAAAGCGAUACUCGCGAGCUGACCUCGUCAAGUACAGCAAUGUCAUACUAUCCAUGGGCAAGUUCUUCGAGACCAAGGACUAUAGCGCGACCUGGAAAUCCAGCCAGUUUCAGCGGGCUUGGAUGAAGGCUUGGUUGAUUCCUUACAACGAUCCCAACAUUGCCAGCGUUUCGGAAUGCUUUGAGAUGGAACGGCCAAGCAUGUCCGACUUCAGAGACGCUUUGGGCAUUUACAUGGCAUAUCUGUUUAUCUACGCUGUCCAAGUACCCGAAGACUGUCCUCGUGUGUUUCAGAGCACUCAUCAUGGCAUAAGUAGUCUGUACGGCAUGAUCUUGCAGUGUAAGCAGGACGUCACUUUCGGUAUCUGGGACCAUGCUAUCUAUUGGCGCGAGACGUGUCUGAAUAUCAGUCCAGCGCAGUGCGAGCUGCCACUCUCGGUGCAGUCUAUGUUACUUGCUGGUAUUAGCUUGGCAUCUCGUCUCGCCUACUUCCACGCAGAUGUCAUCAUGCCUUGUGCGUCUGUGUUCAAUCCUAUGUGGGAAAUCGAAAUGGGGACAGAUGGUGGCGCGAUCGGCAGUAGGAACAUGUUCAAGCGGAAGGUUGAUCCCAUCGUGAAUGGCAUCAGUAACAUGGAUCGCUUCACGCCGGCUGAAAAGGUUCGCACCGACAAACCUACCGUGGUGAUGCUGUCCAACGUGCAGUUCAUCAAAGGAGUCAAGAUCGCCAUUCAAGCAGCUGAUGUAAUCAUCAACCAGCUCGGCUUUGAAGAUUACCAGCUUGUUGUCUACGGUGCCAAGGACAGACAGCCUAGCUACUGCAUUGAGAUGGAGAAGCUCAUAGUUGAUUGUGGUCUGUCUGGUAAGGUUGUGUUGGCGGGCUUUGGUGAUCCGAAAGUUGUGCUACAGGAUGCAUGGCUGUUCAUGAACUCCUCCAUGUCUGAGGGCCUCCCACUUGCUAUUGGUGAGGCAGCAUUGGCUGGAGUUCCAAUCGUCGCGACGGAGGUGGGAGCGACGGCGUUGGUUCUUACAGAUCCCAAGAACCCUGACCAACAGUACGGAGAAGUCGUGCCACCGAAUGAUCCGAUGGCACUUGCACGCGCUCAGUUGAGCAUACUUGGUAUGGUUGGACCAUGGUCAAAAUUUACUGGAGAUGACCAUGAAAAGCCUCCUGUUCUACCCGAUGAGAUAUUACCAGAACAUGUGGAAUGGUUGACACGUCGGUUUUAUGAAAAGGCUGAUGAUAGGCGGAAACUGGGGCUGCUUUCGCGCGAGGUGGUGUUGCAGAGUUUCCACGGAAGUCGCUAUCUUAGGGAGCAUGAACAGAUGUAUUGGAUUCAGUGGUAUAUGUCUAAGAUGAGGAAGGAGGCCGCCUUAGAUGAUGGAUGUUUUAAGUUUGGGACACCGAAACCGUUACGCUAUGCUGAUUAUAGCACGAGUUAG
Messenger RNA from Fusarium coffeatum, 8448 nucleotides. RefSeq lists its product as uncharacterized. Bases 1 to 8448 code for a protein of 2815 amino acids. Lineage: Eukaryota; Fungi; Ascomycota; Sordariomycetes; Hypocreales; Nectriaceae. Gene Ontology annotation, molecular function: glycosyltransferase activity. The transcript has 4 exons. The record is from RefSeq and is a predicted model, not a curated record.